Trichosurus vulpecula (common brushtail) is the source of this 1137-nucleotide messenger RNA. It is a transcript of the gene TMEM187, whose product is annotated as transmembrane protein 187. Bases 170 to 970 code for a protein of 266 amino acids. The record is from RefSeq and is a predicted model, not a curated record. The transcript is spliced from 3 exons. Gene Ontology annotation, cellular component: transport vesicle. Lineage: Eukaryota; Metazoa; Chordata; Mammalia; Diprotodontia; Phalangeridae.
GCUCCUUCCCUUCAAGGCCCCUUUGAACGCGUGUCAUCCUGCGGCGUUUCAUGCCUCCUCCCUGGGAGCCGCCAUUUUAGCCCCGCCCCUGUCCCCCAUAGCGACAGGGAAAGAGGCAACUGAAAAGAAAACCAUCUUUCUUCAGGGAUUUAACAGACUAACUUAUAGGAUGAAGCCAAACUGUUACCUGGCCUUGAUCCACGUGUUUCUUGCAGCCUGUUUAUGCACUGCCAUCGUCUUCACCGGGCUGUUUGAUAAUGCCUUCACUGAAGUUGGUUAUGAAUAUUAUGCAGAGGUUCCAAUUCAGUCUUUCCCAAAUUUUCUAGCCAUGCCUUUCAAUUCUGUCAUUAAUCUGGGUUACCUGCUUUUGGGAUGCUACUGGCUGCUGAAAAAUAGGAAAAUCGUGGGAAAUGCUGAAGAUGUGAGACAGGCCCAUUACCUGAAAGAUGUCUUUGCGGGCAUGGCCCUGCUAUAUGGUCCUGUUCAAUGGGUACGCAUCUGGACCCAGAGUCACCGCUCUGCUAUUCUGGACCAGUGGUUUACCUUGCCCAUUUUUGCUUGGUCAGUGGUCUGGUGCCGCUACCUAGAGGAUGGUUGGAAGCCCUGGUUGUUCCUGUGUAUUGAGUGUAUAUCCGUAGCCAGUUAUGGCCUUACCCUGUUCCACAAGCUUGGUUUUGAUAUAGCCCUAGCAUGCCACAUUUUUGCUGCUGUGUGGAGUAUCAUAACCCUGCACCAGGAAUACGGAGAUUCUAUCUCUGCCACAUACAUCAGCCUAGGUUUGGUAUUUUGCCUGGGCUUUAUUGUACUUAAGCUGGCUGACCACUGGCUUGCUCAGUGGCCUUACUUCAAGGAACUGACUGGCCACUUCUGGUCUAAAGUUUGUGACAUCAUGCAGUUCCACUUUGCGUUUUUGUUCUUGACACACUUCAGCAGUCCCCAAAGACGCAUUGCUGAGGAAAAGAAUUUUUAAGUGAACUAAAAAAGCUUCUAAAGUGUUUUAGUUAAUAUAUGCAUUUGAAAAACAGUGUUCCAGCCAAGUAUAUACAUCCAUUCCAUGUUUACACUCAGUUCACUUUCUGAUUUUCCUAUUUCUGUUGUCCGUGUUUUUCAUGGCCAUUAAAAUGAAAUUUGUUGAUU